CGCUUUGGCUGCGCUCAGUCUUCCUCGUUGUGCAUCGAUGAAGUUGUUACAAAGAUGGCGGACUUCCUGCCGUCCCGCUCUGUUUUAUCUGUCUGUUUCCCUAACUGUCUCCUCACUAGCGGCGAAGCAGAGCAGUUGCGGAAAUCUAAAGAGAUAGAUAAGUGUCUUAUUCGAGAUAAGACGUACGUGAAAAGGCUCGUUAAAAUCCUAUUACUUGGAGCAGGCGAGAGUGGCAAGUCUACGUUCCUAAAGCAGAUGCGCAUAAUCCAUGGGCAGGACUUCGAUCAGAGGGCCAAAGAAGAAUUCAGAGCCACUAUUUAUAGCAAUGUUAUUAAAGGUAUUCGAGUCUUAGUGGAUGCUCGAGAGAAGCUUCACAUCCCAUGGGGCAACUUGUCCAAUCAGCGUCAUGGAGAUAUGUUGAUGGCAUUUGACACCCGGUCUAUGAUGGCCCACGGCCAUGGUAUGGUGCAGCCCAAAGUUUUCCAGCACUACCUACCAUCCAUUCGGAUCUUGUGGACUGACCAGGGAAUCCAGAAUGCCUAUGACCGUCGCAGAGAAUUCCAAUUGGGGGAGUCAGUCAGGUAUUUCCUGGACAAUUUGGAAAAGCUUGGACAGUCGGACUACCUCCCCAGCCAGCAGGACAUCCUCUUGGCCCGAAAGCCCACCAAGGGCAUCCACGAGUAUGACUUUGAGAUUAAGAAUGUGCCUUUCAAAAUGGUGGAUGUAGGCGGUCAACGUUCAGAGAGGCGGCGCUGGUUUGAAUGCUUCGACUCAGUUACUUCCAUUCUUUUCCUUGUCUCCUCCUCUGAAUAUGAUCAGGUUUUGAUGGAAGACCGGCAAACCAAUCGACUGAGUGAGUCCCUCAACAUCUUCGAGACCAUCGUCAACAACCGAGUGUUCAACAACGUCUCCAUCAUCUUGUUCUUGAACAAGACGGACCUGCUGGAGGAAAAGGUCAACCAGGUAUCCAUCAAAGACUACUUUUCUGAGUUCUCCGGCGACCCCAAAAGACUGGCUGAUGUCCAGGUCUUCUUGGUGGAGUGUUUCCGCAAAAAGCGGCGAGAGCACCAGCAGAAGCCGCUGUACCAUCAUUUCACCACCGCUAUCAACACUGAGAACAUCCGCCUGGUGUUCCGCGAUGUUAAGGACACCAUCCUGCAUGACAACCUCAAGCAGCUGAUGCUCCAGUGAGAGGAUGAGGAAAAGAAGGGGGUGGAGGAGGAGAGACAGGUGUACGAAGACAGAUUUGGGGUUUUAAGGUGCCCAUCAGCCCAUCUACCCCCACCCCGUCUUAUAGACUACGAAUUGAAACCACUAUUACUACCAACAUUCCCCCCUUGACUUUCUCCUUGCCUUAAUCAGCAUAUUCACUUUGAUGUCGAAUAGCUGCCAUUGGCCAACACAUACCCUUCAAACCACUGUAAAUGACCAAUCCCCACUCACAGGUAGAUGGCCCUCCUUACUUCUUUAUGAGUCGCGCAAAAUCUCACAUGGUGCUUUUCCCCCCGAUGCUGCUUUGAGCACUGUUGAAAGGGACUGAAAUGCCUUGUUUAUAAUUGGUGUUGCUAUAUAGACUGCCAAAGGGCGUCUGCCCCCCGGUCUCGCUUGCCUUUUCAAAAACCACAUUUUUUCCAUGAUGCAUUUUUUAUCUGCUCUCAGACAGCACUUGAUUACAUCAUAGGGGCUGGCCUGACGAUUUUUAUUGAACGGGAAAGAAGAGCCCCUCCCACACACACACACAGUGUCAAUGUCAUCUGUAGCGUAGUUUCUAAUGUCCUUUUCCUAACACCCCGUACAAUAUAUACUGUAUGUACCUAUGGAUUUUUUUCGUUAACUUAUAUUUUAUAGGGUUUACACUUUAAUUUGUAACUGCUGUUGGACUGUAUUUAAUCACUUCUGUGGGGUGGGGGCGCUGUUGAAACCGAGCAGACACAACCACUUGUCAUACUGUCCAGUGCCGAUUUGCUGUUUCUCAGGGCACUUUGUAAUUCUGAUUUGAAGCCAACCAUCUCUUAUGCCUCCAUUUCACAGAAGUCGUUUUUCCUUGCCUAAACCUGUCAAAUGAUCCCUUAUAUGUCCAGCCUUUACAUUCACCCCUGUAAUCAAGAUGCAUCGAGAUAGCCAGCCACUCAUUCACUGCCAGCCUUCCAAGUUAACAUGGAUAUUUGACUUCUAAAGUCGUCAAUGGCAGUGAAUGUCUUAAUAUGCAAAUCAGCAAGCAUGUCUCAUAUCAUGCAAUGAGAUAUUGGUUAGUAGUUUUUUUAGGGACCAAUGUGACAUGAAAUGUACUCUGUAAAAACUCAAAAUCUUACUAAGAAUAUUAGUUUUAUUUCUAGUCAAAACUAAUCUGAUUACACUUAAAAUUAUAGUGAAAACUAUUCUGAUUACACUCAAAAUAAGACUCAUAAUGUAACUUGUUUGUUGACAAUUUUCACUUGUCAAAAAAAUUUAUACUUGCAACAAGUAGAAAAAAUGUUUUUUUCUUAUUGCAAUUUUGCUUGAAAAAAGUGAACAUUUCAAUCUUAUUUUAAGUGUAAUCAGAUCAAUUUUGCUUAGAAAUUAGACAAAUAUUUUUGGUAAGCUCUUGAAUUUUUUAAGUGUAAGGACCAACAACCCCCUUUUCCGGGUUGUCUAUACUAUACAAAGGUAAACGGCUUUUUCUUCUUCUAUGGCCUUAAACGAGUGAAGAGGAGGGGAAAGCUAGAUGUGGGACCAAAGUGACCCUGUAUGAAUAUAAAGUAUCCGUAUCAAAUGUUAACACACAGGGGAGUCUCCAGUGUGUGUCAAUUUGUAAUAAAGUGGAACUGCCCAAAUCAAACACAAUCCAUUCGGGACACUGGUUGAUUUCUAAUUUGUUCCAAGAUCAAAAAUAUUUCUUGAUUAAACUUGAUGUACCAUCCAGCCCAAGUGAAACGACCACCAUCAUAUAACCUCACAUUAGCCAUAUUGUAUCAGCAAGAACAGAGACCUGUGUACCACUUUUGCUGCUCGUACAGUACUGCUAUGUGGUAUUACCUGUUCUAUAGUCAACACCACACUUUUCCUCUUUGCCAUCACUGGUACACUUCUGCGGUGGCAUCACAGAAAAGCCCAAGGUAAAAAUAAAAACCCAGAAUUUGUCAUUCCUGACUGAAAUGAACUCUUGCGUGAUGAUUUUCCCAAACAUUUUGGUUUAUUUUGAAAUUUAGUGGUUCCACUGUGGUUGGUUAGGGCUCUGAGUUAAACUAUUGAUGUGAUCAAGAGACUAUAAUGUAUUAUUUUUCACCUUGGGUAAACCAGUCAGUAAUGUCAGUUUGCACUCCAGAGCAAAACAUGAAUCCAAUCCCUGCAUGAAUAUUAGCUGUGAUGUUUGUAAACAUACAAUGUACAAGAUGCCGCUUGAUUGUAUUGGUACUGAGAAUUAAGGUCACGUAAUCUUGUUAAAAAAAAAUGUAGUCAAAUUCUAAAAGGUUGGCAUUUAUUUUUUUGUCUGAUCAUUUUUGUUCCCUUCCAUGCAUCCUAAGUUGCAAACAAAGGCUUAAAGCCAGGAUGUAUGCUACGAAUGAGCGUCUUAUCAGUUUGAUAAUUAAUCUUUUUCUUGUCUCACAACCUACUUUUCUAAAUGUCCAUGCAACCAUCCACAUUGUAAAUGUUUGUUUUGUCAUGUCUUAACAAAACUUGACAUUUGAAGUUUUUAGGUGCCACUUGAUGAUGAUGAUGAGUCAUUAAAUAGGAGCUCCAGGUAAUAUUAGGAUUUUAAUUGCCAUUUCUUAUAUUUCAAUGUGAUCGGAGAGACGCUUCAACUGUUUUUACUGUUGAAAGUUGUAUCAUCCCACUUCAGAGUUUUUUUUUUUUUUAACUUAUAUUUCACAUCUACACAUCACCAAAUGUGGCUGCAAGUUGUCAAGAAACUCCAAAUCAUAUAUGCGUUACAUGUGAAAGAUUUUAUUACAAGUUACAUUAUUUAGAAUUCAGGGAUCCACUUUUGUCCAUUCCAUUUUUUUCUAUUGAGCAGUUGUUGUUUUCCAAUGCAGGUUAGCUUCAGUACAAAAUUAUGUUGGUUUCAACCAGAGCUUCCAUGAGAAAAAACAUACAAAAAAUAAGGCAAAUAGUGUGGUGGACUGUCCCGCUUGACACAAUUCAAAUUCAAAAUGUUUCGAGGCCAGAAAUGAAACAGAAUUUGUAAGCAACUGGCUCAGAUGUCUAAAAAGCCAGAUGUAUAGUUUGUUUGUAUUGCUUGUUACGGCUGUCAGUAUUUAUUGGAAUGUUAUCAUUGGUUAAAAUUUUGCAGGAUUUGAAAUGAAAUGUAAACUCCCACACAUUUACAUUUCUUAAAAUGAAGGAACUACUUAAAAACGAGUAAUAAAAACUAAGAAAGGCCAUUUAA
This is a messenger RNA of Phyllopteryx taeniolatus (common seadragon), 4366 nucleotides long. RefSeq names its product guanine nucleotide binding protein (G protein), alpha 13b (gene gna13b). Gene Ontology annotation, biological process: adenylate cyclase-activating G protein-coupled receptor signaling pathway; Rho protein signal transduction. Gene Ontology annotation, cellular component: brush border membrane; heterotrimeric G-protein complex. Gene Ontology annotation, molecular function: GTPase activity; guanyl nucleotide binding; D5 dopamine receptor binding. NCBI's taxonomy places the organism in Eukaryota, Metazoa, Chordata, Actinopteri, Syngnathiformes, Syngnathidae. The record is from RefSeq and is a predicted model, not a curated record. The coding region runs from base 55 to 1191 and encodes 378 amino acids. The transcript has 5 exons.